AUGGCCGACGGCGUGCAGCGGCGCCUCGAGGAGGGCGUGGACGAGCUCGAGUCUCUCGUGACGCGUCGCCUGCUGCAGGAGGAGGAAGCGCGCGAGGUCCUCCGACGCAGGCGGGACUUCGAGUUCGCGUGCAGCAGCCGCGGUGACCCGGCGGAGACGGUGCAACAGUUUCUGCUGUACAUCCAGUACGAGGCGAACUUGCUGUCGCUGCUGAGGCACCGCUGCAGCUCAUCGCUCCACACAGUGUUGCAGGAGUUGGAGGAAGUGCGCAGAUCCGUCUCGCUUCUCGCGCUCCGCGAAGAGGAGCCGCGGGGCGCGAGCGGGGCGAAGAAGCGGCGGGGCGACGCGUCGUCUGCGCCGCUCUCUGCGCUCCUGCAGCGCCGCAAGCGCGAGCAGUCGAGCAAGGAGAAACGCGCCGAGAACCUGAAGAGCACCCUGCAUGCAGUCUUGCGGGCAGGCACCAGUCGGCUGUACUCCCUCAUCAACCGGCUCCUCCACCGCCACUCGUCCUCGCUUCCCCUCUGGCUGUCGUGCGGCGACUUGCUGCUCCAGCUCGGCGCCAGUCGCCUCCUCCAGACCUUUUUGUUGCAGGCCAUCCGCAGGUUUCCCCGGCUCUCUUCGCUUUGGAUUCUGUCGGCCGACCGGCUGCUGCAACAGGGGAACCUCCAGGGCGCCCGCCUGCUGCUGCUUCACGGCCUCCGGGUGGAACGCGAGAGCCUCGCGCUCUGGUCUGACCUCCUCCGCCUGGAAGGCAUCGCCCUCGUCAAGGCUGCCCAGGGAGUGCGCCGCGCGCGCGAGAGAGCGCGCGCGAGAGAGAAAGACAAGCGAAGGAGCGGCCAGGCGGGGCCCGCAGAGGACUUUGAGCAAGAGAAAGCAGCGAAGCUGCGUGCGCGAGGCCAGGCUCUGAUGGUCGUGCUCAAAGGUGCGGCGCAACGGCUGGGGGGGGAAGGCGGGGGCAAGCAGAGACCCGCGCAGAACGGGAAAGGUGAGAAAGGCCGAUCGGCUCCAAACGCAGACGAAAUGCAAAGAGCCAAUGUCCAGGCGUUCCUCCUUCGCGCCCUCGGCCUCUGUCUCCACCUGCAGGCGUCGCAGGAAGCGGAGUUGUUGGAGGAAGCGAUUUCGGAGUUCCAACGUCAACUCGCCGACCUCCUCCACGCCGCUGCUGAAGACCAGCCGCUGCUGCGACUAUACGAAUUCAAAGUUCACCUUCUUCGCGCGGCUUCGGCCCACAGCGCUUCCACGGAGACCGAUCUGGGCGCUGGGAAACCACAGGACGCACACGUUAAACGGCGCCUGCAAGACGUCCUGAGAGACGUUGUCGCCGAGUGCUGUGUGGAUCCGCGGUUGCUGCUGCUCUUUGCUUUCUUUCUGGGGAGCUUGCAUCUGUCCAGCGCGGCCUCUCGCGACGGUCGACCGCGCCGAGACGGCGCGCCGACGGAGGCCGCGCGACAGCCGCUCAGCGGCGGUGGGGCGGAGUGGCAGUGUCUCGCCGACGACAUUGAAAUCUGCUUCGACGUGGACGGGGAAGACGCGGACACUGCGAACGGAGUCGAAGCACUCUUGUCGGACAAUCCUGCCGAGGAGGGGAGGCUCGCAGAGGACACGCGAGGAAGCCUCGCCUCCGCCGCCGAGGUUGCGCCCGUGGAGACCGCCAGCUCCGCUCUCGCGCUCGCGUCUCGGGCGCCGCUCCAGCUGCAAAAGGGAGAGGAUCUGGAGAAGCGAUUUUUCGCGGAAGACGCGGACGCGGGAGUCCAGGAGGAUCCUGCUGGUCGACAGUCUGCUGCGCCGGAGGGAAAACGAACGGCGUAUCUGGCCCGCGUGUUCAACCGCGAAGCCAAAGACGCGUUUGCAGUCCUCGCAGAGGAGGAUCUUCCGGAAAUCCGUCUCCUCCUCAAAGAGGAGCCGCGCUUCCCGGUGGCGCUGCUGCUGCACUGCCCAGACGACGGCGACGCGGGGCGAAGCCGGGAACGGCCGGAGCAGGCGACCCAGAAAAUGACUGCUUUGCUGACGGCCGACGCGUUCGCAGAGUCCCAAAAAGCGGUUCUGUGGGCGGCGCUCUGGGGCGACGCCGGCCCCAGUCGCCGCCUCUGGCUUCUCAGGUGUCUGUACACUGCAGUGCAGCAGCUCUUGGACGGGCCGUCGAAGGCCGAGCGGGACGAUUCGCGCCUUCGUUCUGCAGCGGUGUCGGCGACUGCGGAAGUCCUGCAGGCGCUCUUGACGGAGGAGGCCGAGCUGACCAUGGGCCUCGCGGAAACCGAGAGUCUGCGGACCGACCUGAACAGCGUCGUCCGCCGAGCCUUCGCAAGGUGGCCUUGCGUGUCUCUCCUCCUCCUCGCACACCACAGACUUGCCCCGCUUUCUCCCAAAGAGACGCCCACACGGACUGCUGGUCUGCAGCUCUCGGCUGCGGGCUUCUCGGGUCUCGUGCCCCAUCCGCUACAGUCUGCGGAGGCGGGUGCCCGCUUUGUCUCUGCCGCCCGGAGUCUCCUGCGGCGACUCGCCGGCGCGGGAGAGGCGCAGUUUCGGGUUCCAGAGGGCCAGAGGCUUCUGAGUGCCCUCCUCGCUCAGGAACCGCGUGGAGACAGCUGGGCUUUCAAAAGCGAAGAGAGGCAUGUCGUCCGCGGCGAUGGGGUUCCUGACUGGGUGUCCGAGCUUCUCUUGGCGGCGCGCCCAGAAGCCAUCGCGUCUUUAGUGCGUGCCUUUCUGGGGUUUCUUGAGAGCUGCGACGCGGACGGGGGAACUCGCGGGAGAAGCGAAGACCGAGGGGAGGAACGAGGAGAGGAGCGGAACGUCCCGCGAAAGAGGAGAUGUCCAGAAAGUGGAGGCCCGCCAGGCAGCGAGUCGCAAAUCGGGGGGGGGAGGCAAGCGAAGUGUCUUUCCUGGAAGCACGCGGUCAAGGCUUUAACGCAGGACAAGUUCUGUCCCGCACUAGGUGUCCCAUCGAGGCUUCUUCUCGUCCUGGCUAGCUGCGAGUUUUCUCUCGACCGCCUCUGGGACGCUGUAGCAGAGGCCGCCGCAGCGGAGAGACACGCCGGCGAGCCGAGCCUGCCGCGCCCUUCGCUCGUGGCUCUCGAAGAGGCCCAAGCGGUCUUUGAGUGUGCGCUCUGGAGCUUUGACCGUUGCGGCGUGACUUGUGCUGGCGAGGAGAGCGGGAACGCGUACUUCGAGCCAAAGCGCAAACUGGUGCCUCACGCGCGUCGCGGCGACCGCCUGGAGGCUCAAGCGAAGCCGCUGGUGCGCCAGAUUCUUCAAGUUGUUCCGCAUCUCUCCGAACUCCACCGUCUGUGGUGGAUAUCCUUUUGGCGCUUCGCACGGUUCCGCGAGGCGUGCAAGGCUCUGCCCGCGUCCGUGCCGAGUGAGAGGAAGCGGAGGAACGUGGGCACGCCCUCGGCGGGCCAUGCGCGCGAUCUGCAUGCGCCGACCCCGCGUGACGCGCUCGCUGCUUCGCCUCUCUGCGAGCUCCAAAGAGGCGGCCCCGCAGCGGCCGGAGGGAAGAGCGCGGCCAUCUCUUCCGCGUCCCGCGGGGCAGGCGGGGGAAGCGGCGAAGUCGAGCGGCGCGCCUGCCUGGCUCUGGGGACACGCGACAGCUCCUGGCUGCUCGAAGAGGCUUGUGUGCCGGGGCCAGAGGGCCGGGGCUGCCGUGUGUGUGACGCAGGCCGUCUGUGGUGUAUGUACAGCUGA
Molecule: messenger RNA, 3681 nt
Organism: Neospora caninum
Lineage: Eukaryota; Apicomplexa; Conoidasida; Eucoccidiorida; Sarcocystidae
Exons: 1
Coding region: 1-3681 (1226 amino acids)
Biological process (GO): maturation of SSU-rRNA from tricistronic rRNA transcript (SSU-rRNA, 5.8S rRNA, LSU-rRNA)
Cellular component (GO): Pwp2p-containing subcomplex of 90S preribosome; small-subunit processome
Molecular function (GO): snoRNA binding
Source: RefSeq, a predicted model, not a curated record